Molecule: messenger RNA, 1718 nt
Organism: Physella acuta
Lineage: Eukaryota; Metazoa; Mollusca; Gastropoda; Physidae
Biological process (GO): mitochondrial protein catabolic process; mitophagy by internal vacuole formation
Cellular component (GO): mitochondrial outer membrane
Source: RefSeq, a predicted model, not a curated record
CACCGCGGCCGUCUUGAUCGUGAUGGUCGUGUGUGUAAGUCAACAGGAACAGCAACUCUCCAAGCUCCUACAGUCCCGCCGCCCCCGCCGCUACACGGAAGAAUAGGCCAGGUACAAACCAUGUCGGGCGAGACUAAGAAGGACAUCCGGACAGAGGCCAGAAACUUUAGUGCCAGCUUGACCAACGUUUUCCUGCUCAAGAGGCGCGACCCACAGUCCAAGAACUUGCUGGAAAAGGCACAGCAACUGAUAGAGGGACUGCUAGCGGAGACCCCGCGUCCAGUGCCGGCCACACCCCCACCCAGAGCGACCCGUGGAGGGGCGGGGAUGGGUCAGCUGUGGGUCAAGCUGGACGAGCUGAAGCGAGAGAACGACGACCUCAAACGACAACGUGCUAGAUCGUCGGACGAAAAAGCCGGUUCGCCUAAAUCACCAAAGUCACCGAAAUUUCAAGCACCGACACCUGGUCAGAUUGAGGCCGUGACCUCUGACCUACAGCGAGCUCGGGCCGAGAACGAGACUCUGAAGAGCCAAAUCGAAAAGCUGCAGAAAACACUGAAAGAACACCAGACCGUGAACUCUAACCUCAGGGACGACUGCAAGAGGUCAAAGGCCGCGCUAGAGGCUGCGCAGAAGUCGGCCAUGAAGGCGCGGGAAGACACGAAGAAAAUGGAAGCCAGCCUGCAGACGAUUAAAGCUGAAAACGAUAUCUUAAAGCAGAAGUCCUCCCAGCAGGUCCACUCGACGCCCACCAAACCACCGGUCAGCAGCCCCAAGCCCCGGGCUAGAACUGACAACAGGAUGACGGAGAACAUCAGCGAAAGGUGUCGACCCAGCAACAUAGCAGUCGCAUAUACAACAUUAGAAUCACAGGAGUGGAUGGAUGCUAAAGAACACUUGGAGGAUAACUCGUGUGAAGAAGAUGUGGCCACACAGCAUCUCUGUGAUAUUCUAAUGAGUUCAUACAGUGCCAGCUGUGCAGUGUUAAAAAGUGUUGAAAAGAUCAUAGCCUACAUCCUUGCCAACCCCACAUCAGCAUUAACAAUGUUAGGAGACAGACAAGUCACCGAACAGCUCCCAGAAGACUUGGCUGACCUGGUGUGUCAGAAGCUGAGAGCCAGUGCUGACAACAUAAGCACCAGAGACUUGAGUGAGGUGACCAAAAGUAAAUGCAACUGCUCCGCCUUGCUGUCCUCCACCUGGUCCAGCAACUCCAUACAGAAGUACGUCUCCGAGUGUGGGGCUCUCACCUGGCAGAUGGCCAUCCAGAGGCCGGCCAUGAAGCUCCUGGUCACAGACGCAAGGUUUGACGAGUCCAAACACAAACUUUGGUGGUCGUGCAACCAGGCGCAGGCCAGGAAGAUUGACUAUUUUAUCUGGCCAGUUUUGUAUGAUUACGAGGGAGGGAACUUGAUGGUCAAAGGCUGCGUACAUGCUAGCUGAGGGAGAGAACUUGAUGGUCAAAGGCUGCGUACAUGCCAGCUGAGGUGUCCCGUUGUUGUACUGUGUACAGUUCAAGCCGUGCAAUGUAUAUGUAAGAUCAAUAUCACUGUAAGAUGUGUAAGAAAUAUCCUACAUUACAGCACAUGACUUAUGCACCAACCAUGUCUAAUUGUGCCAAAAAGAUUUUGUAUUGUUGAAAACAUUAAAAUAUUCAAUCAAACUUCAAAGCUCUGUAAUGCAAAUAUUUUGUACAAAAAUAUUUUUUAUCUAAUAAA